AUGUUAGAGAAACGGAUUCAUCAGCAUAAUAAAGGCUCUACUUUCUCAUCAAUUGGCGCUAUCAGAUCUCAGACACCAUCGUCAGACAUCCAACAAGACAAGUGUUUACAGUGCUGCAGUAGUAAUCCUAUUUAUCAAAAUGACAAUCUUACAGGUGAUGAUGAUAGAGAAGAUGUCAUAUCGUUUUGCUGGUGUACUGAUGACGAAGAAACGCCAUCGACGAUGGAACAGCAAGUAAUAUCAAAAACUGAUUGCUCUUCAGAGCAAAAAGAAACCAACGAGUCCGAUUUACAAGUAUCGAAUGAGGUUACCAUCGUUUCUAAUAAAAUGCUAGACGUUACUGUACAAGGGCCAGUCAAACCAAAUAUUCAAUGUGGGAUUCAUACGGAACAAAACAAAAAGCAAAAUCUAAAAGGAAGAGUAGUGCUCACGAUCGACAAGCUGAAACACAAUACCGAACCUAUUAACAAAAAUGACAGGACAACAAAUACAAUGGCUCCGACAUAUAAUUCUCAACUUGAGGUCAAAAAGAAUACCGACACAACAUCGUUCGAAGAUUUACCAUUAAUUGAAAGUUAUCAGUAUCGAGUCAAUUUAUUUAAAAAUAGAAAGGAGUUGGUUGCAGCUGGCGAUUCUUCGAACACAGAUAAGUCAUAUAUUAAAGAACCUGAAAAAAGGUAA
Ambispora leptoticha is the source of this 681-nucleotide messenger RNA. NCBI's taxonomy places the organism in Eukaryota, Fungi, Glomeromycota, Glomeromycetes, Archaeosporales, Ambisporaceae. The record is from the annotation of a GenBank genome assembly.